Messenger RNA from Adineta steineri, 1959 nucleotides. NCBI's taxonomy places the organism in Eukaryota, Metazoa, Rotifera, Eurotatoria, Adinetida, Adinetidae. The record is from the annotation of a GenBank genome assembly.
AUGCGAUUGCUUAUAAUCUUGUUAGUAGGUUUCAGUACUAUUGUAUAUGGUACUCAUUUUCGUGGUGGUACAAUGACAUGGCGUCCUUUGAGUAAUACUCCAUCCGGCAGUACAGUUGCCGUCCAAGUGCGUGAACGAUGGUCAUGGAAUCGUAUUACUUAUCCCUGUAAUACUGCGACCAUAGCUGCAUAUGGUAAUGUCGGAGUCGCAGGUACCUAUAAUGUCACAUGUGUUGAUGGUAAUUGUGGUAGUUGGACUAAUAUGGAUGCAGUAGUAAACUGUACGGAUUAUAGUGCUGCACUUGUUGUUAGUUCUGGUGAACAUUAUGAGACGCAAACAUUUCCAUUAAAUAUCUCAUUUAGUGUUAGUUUUUCAUAUAAUCAAUGGUUUGCAACUCUUGUUCGUGGUCCGAACUCGCCAUGGAGUGUUGUCUGUCGAAUCAGCACUGCUGUUAGACCCGAUGGCUACAUAAAUUCCGGUCCUGUUGCUGUCAGUCUUCCUAUUAUUUACAAACAAAUUAAUAUUCAACAAGUACAUGUUGUUCAAAUGUCUGACAAUGAUGGAACCGAUACAUUGCGAUGUCGAUGGGGAACUACAUCAGGUAAUAUUAACAACGUCAAUGAAUGUAAUAAUGUAUGUAAUGGUGUUCCUAAUGCUACUCUUAUUGCGGAUAAUUGUACAAUUGUGUUUACGCUUACAAUGGCUGGCUGGUACGCUGCAGCAGCAUUACAAAUUGAAGAUUUUUUUAGUACUACAUCUACAACACCAAUGAGUUCUGUUCCAAUACAAUUUCUUUUCUAUGGUUAUGCUGCACCUACCGCUAGUUGUACUAUACGACCUAAUAUCACUGGUAUUCUACCAAACCGAGCUUGUAUUGGUGUAAACAUCACUUCCAAUGUUACAACUUCUAUCAUGGUAGAAGUUUAUUGUCCUGGACAUGCUAUUGUUGAUUUAGUUAGUAGCGUUCCAACUGGUAUGACAAAGAGUGCUAUUAUCCCUUUAAGUCCUACCUUGUAUGAAAUCAUUCUCAGCUGGGUUCCCAUAGAACCUCAAUAUGGCCCGCAACCUGUCUGUGCUGCAGCUAUCGAUAAUAUACAACUCCAAUCUGAUCAAUGGUGUAUUACUUACUUAGUUGGCUUUCAAUCUCCUCAAAUCGUUCGUCCAACAUUUGUUCAAGGUUCAGCAUCACCACUUGGCACUGUCUUUCAAAACCAAAGCCUUUUCUCGAUUCAAACGACAAAGCCUGUAAAUCGCCCAACACUUAAUGGUACUUUCAUCUAUUUCACAGAUGCAACUGCUAAUAAUACACUAGUUCAGAAAUUUGAUUCUGGUUGGGACCCUAAUGUCAUAUACACAGGUUAUACAACUAUCAUUCGUUUUACAGUUCCACCAUGGAUUCCUGGACAUUUUUAUCAUGUGACAUUUGCUACUGGUGUUGCUAGUGGAACUGAAUUUUGUGGUCCUGAAUCUGAUGCGAUUUCUGAUCCAACAUUUUGGGUAUUUAAUAUUUGGGAUCCAGCUGUAUCAUCUACAACAACAACUACUACUACUCCACCAACAACUCAUACAGUUACAUCCUUAGGUACAACCACUACUUCGAUUAAUACUGCAUGUACAACAUCUGGCAUAGUGGCAACUACUUCAGUUGCUGUUACAACAACAACAACUAUAACUACUACAAUUGCAACUACAGCUGGUCCAACAACAGCGGGUGUAACUACUGCAGGUGCAGUAACUGAAACUACCAUUCCUGUCAUGUAUCCUCAGGAUUUCAUAAAUGCAUGUGCACAACCAGUAGCAAUUAUGACUGUUGUUAUGAUGGCUGCUAUGGUUCCUAUACAAACCUUAGUAAUGUAUGCUGCAUUCACAAAGUUUUACAAUAUGUUUAAUCCAUUAGAGAAAAAAGCACAGUUAAGACAUGCACGACGACUAAGAAAUAUUAAUAUUAAUCGACGUUGA